GCAACAUGGCCGCAAGGCCUGCAGCUGUACGGUGGAGUAGAAUAAGCUAUUUAUAGCUUCUUUUGCAUUUUGUUGUUUAUAUGCUUAGUAUAAAUGUAAGCCUAGUACCAUCUCUGCAGUUUUUGUUGAAGGGGUUCUGGACGAAACAGCACGGAAACUGUCGAGCCACCUCCAAAUUUAUCACCUCGACGUUUAGAUAUCUCAAGCGAAGCUUUAAUUUUACUCACAAGGAAAUCGAAAAUUUAUUGAGUAAACUAUACCACAGGUGAAAUCUUACAAUGACGAAAGGCGGAGCUAACAAGAAACAGACGAAAGGGCAACGGCGCGACGAGCUUGAAAGGAAACGAGAUGACCGUGUGAGGCGAAAUGCUUUGAAAAAAGAGCGCAAAAUGAAAGAGUACCUUGAAGAUGAUCAAGACUUUGCCAGCUUCAGUAACCAGCUGGAGGCGCUGGGUUUGAAGAUCAAAGAUAUCCCAGGAGACGGAAAUUGCUUGUUCCGGGCCUUGGGGGAUCAGAUUGAGGGAGAGCACACGUCCCACGCCCGGCACAGAAGAGAAACAGUCAAAUACAUGAGAGAUCAUAGAAGUGACUUUGAACCGUUUAUGGAGGACAAUGUGUCAUUUGAUAAGCAUUUAGAGCAAUUAUCGAAACUUAGUACUUAUGGUGGAAAUGACAGCAUUGUGGCUUUUGCACGUAACCAUGGUGUCAAUAUUGUCAUACAUCAACUCAAUGAACCUCGAUGGGUUAUUUAUGGUGGAGAUUACAGCAAGAAUGGACAAGCUCGAGAGCUACAUAUCUCUUACCAUAAUGGUGAACAUUACUCAUCUGUACGACGCAUUAAUGACAACACUACAGAACCAGCUUGGGUUAAACAUAAUGAAAAAACAUCUGCAGUUACAGCUCCUGUAAAACCACAACCUUCAGAAAGCAAAAAGGUGAGAAAGUCUAAAGAAAAGGAAAAAAGAAAAGACACAACAGCUGAUAUUGACAACAUGGCUUUUCUACAAGGAGGCGAGCUCACAGCAGAGGAGUUAGUUAUGGCAGCCACUGGAUGUAAGGACUUGGUUACCAUCGCUCAAACUCUUGAGGAUAACGCUUAUGAUGUUGAUGCCUCCAUUCAUUACAUUCUUCAGUUGAUGUGUGUUGCUGAGGACACAGGGUGUUUGUCUGACGAACUUUAUGCCACCAGCAGUGAACUAGUAAAUCAUGUUCCAAUGACGGAAUGCAAUGUGUUGGAAUCUGAAAAAUCUGCUGACAUGGAAAUUAAGGAUCUUAAUACAAACAAUUCUACUGGUGAAACAUGUAGUUGUUCCACUGAGGAUAACACACAGUUAUCAGAUUUGGGGACUAAAGAAGAGACAGAAAACAGUAAUUUAAAUCUAUCAAGCAAUCCAAAGAGUGAAACUGUACAGGACUUGAGUGAAUCCAUAUCACGUGGCGACCAUAAAUCCAGUAAGACUUAUGAGCAGCAAGGGGCAAGGCCCAAAGUUGUUGAUAGGUCUAAAAACAGACAAGGAACAAGUAAUGUGCACUUGAGUAACAAGAAAAGAAAGGAACUUGCAAAGCAGGAGAAAAAGAAACGAAGGGAUGAAAGGAGAAAGGAGGACUCGAUUCCCUGUCUUGAUUCUGGAGCUGCAGGGGAACAAAAUACCAGCAAUGGUAUUGUUGCUGAUUUAGGACUUCUUGCAAUAUAGAAGUCCGCAAGUCUAUUUC
This is a messenger RNA of Orbicella faveolata, 1713 nucleotides long. Its product is annotated as OTU domain-containing protein 3-like. Gene Ontology annotation, biological process: protein deubiquitination. NCBI's taxonomy places the organism in Eukaryota, Metazoa, Cnidaria, Anthozoa, Scleractinia, Merulinidae. The record is from RefSeq and is a predicted model, not a curated record. Gene Ontology annotation, molecular function: cysteine-type deubiquitinase activity.